This is a messenger RNA of Rotaria socialis, 9390 nucleotides long. Lineage: Eukaryota; Metazoa; Rotifera; Eurotatoria; Philodinida; Philodinidae. The record is from the annotation of a GenBank genome assembly.
AUGAAUACAUCGAUUUUAUAUCACUUAUUUCUUCCUCAUUAUCUACCAUCAUGUACUGAGGAUGAUUUUUUACUUGAAUUGGAUCAUCAACAUGAAUACACCUUGUUAGAGUGUAUGAAAAAAUAUUUGGAUACCUUACAGCCGAAUAAUGGUGCUAAUAAAUUGCCCAUGCUCGAAAUGCUUACUGAUUGUGUUAAGCGUUGGUGUAUCUUGCAGAAUCCUCGAAAAUUUACCAAAUCGAAUUUACAGUCAAGCAUUGAAAAGCUACCACCAGGAAAUUUUCUUCCGCUAUAUUUCUAUGCGCAAAACGCUGCGAUUCUAAUUGAAAUCGAAGAUAACAAUAUUGAUCAACCAUUAGUGUCAUCUUGGCAAGUCUUAUUACCAUUUGAACAAAUGACUUCUUCUUUUGUUCCUCAUUUUUCUUGUUUUCCAGUAACAAAGUAUAGAUUGCGCAAUCGAUCUCAAUUGAGCUCCGAAGUUCAUUAUGAAUUGCUGGAAGAUUUUAUGCACAACACCAUUGAAUAUUUCAAAUCUUCUAAAGGUUCUCAACAAUUCGAUAAUGUACGUGAUGUACCAAAAUCCCAUUAUAUAUGUCAAUGGUGGAUUCAACAGUUUGAAGGAGUCGAAGUCGAAAACAACUAUAAUAUGGGAACUAAAUUCAAGAAAAAACAUCGUGAUCAUAUCAGACACAGUGAUACCAAACUACCGUUUCGGCGCUCAGGUUUAUGGAUGACGAUUAAAGUAGUCUUUCAAAUCAUUCUCAGCAAGCAUUUGGGAGAUGUGGGUAUCGUUGUUUAUAAACUAUUGAUCACUCACUUUCUUACAUAUAUUAUUUUCAACACAUAUUUAACAAUAUCCAUUGAUCUAUUAGUUCAUUGCAUUCGAAAAAUCGUGCGAAGAUUGAACAAAAUCGAGCAUUUGUUAUCAUCUAUAAAUACAAAUGGUUUAGAUACAUGGCUUGAUUAUACAAAACAAGAAAUACACAAGAAAAUCAAUCAAAUUCUUCCAAAACUACAUUGGCAAAACAACGUUCAAGCCGAUGAAAAGAAAAAGCACCUAAAGUUGGAAACCAACUUUGAAUUACAUGAUUCUAAUAUUUAUCAACAUUUGUGCCAAAAAUUAAAAGUUUACCUAAAUUAUCAAACCGUGAAUAAAACAUCUCAAUAUUUUCCGGAUAUUUACACUAAUGAUUAUUGCAUUCACGUUAAUCAAGACGAUUAUAUACCAUCGAUGAGAGAAUUCCUCGAAAAAUUCAGUUACACGACUGGAAUAGCAUUAACUCGUAUAGAAAUUUGGGUUGAAUCAUGUUUAAAGCAAUGGAUUAAUCGUCCAACAACAAUAUCUCAAUAUGAGAGAAAUCGUUUUGAAGCUUUAUUGGUAUUAUUCGAAGAAUAUCAAAAUGCAGCAUUAGGUUAUUAUUGGUCAGAAAAAGGCCCCAGAGAUCCUAUGGGUUAUACUCGAUUUAUUUUAACUUCAUUGACAAUUAUUCGUUCAAUGCAUCAAAAAUUAUGUGAUGAUCCAAGAUUUACACGACUAAAACAACACUCUAUUAAUAUUCCAAAUCUUAUGAAUCUCUUUGAAUUUUUGGUCUUACCAAACCGCGGAGAUAUGAUUCGAGCUCGUGAUCUCUGGAAAUAUUUUAGUGAAUUUCAUGAUAACACAUAUCCUGAUCUAUUAUCAAAUAUAAGCCAUGUUGAUGCAUUUGGUGUAUAUUAUGCCUCUCAGUCAUCAGUGAUGAAUGAAAAUAUACAGAAAAUUAGAGAUCAGGCUGAAUUGGAUAAACAACAGAAAACACAGGAAGUCAAAAAAGCGAAACAAAACUAUGAAUGCUUGAUGGAUGAAGCAAGAUAUCGUGAUUGCAGAUGUUAUGAAAUACGUUAUGGUUACUGCAAAAGAUGUACACUUCAGCAAGAAGCUAACCGUAUUACAGUUGAAGUUUACGAAUGCCCGUUACCGUGCGAGCGUGAAGAAUCAUUCGCCGUUAUUUUCGAAUUGCAGAUGCCUAUUGAAAUUCGAAGCUAUCGUGAUAUCCUGUGGCAAUUUGUGAAUCGACCCAAUCCCGUUCCAAAGUCUUCUAUGUAUGAAUGGUUGAGAGCUCCACCUCAUGCCAAAAGAUUAGGACUAUUUAAUACCGGCCCUGAUAACUGCAAAGUGAAGUUAGUUUCCUCCACAAACACUCGAUAUUUCCAUAAAUCGGUAGUUAAAUCUAUUGGUGAGUUUUUUUGCGAAAAUAGUUUAAAUGUUCAAAUCUCACCAACAAAAAACAUUAAAUUCGAUGACGAAUGUAGUAUAUUAACGCCCCAACUUGAUCAUCCUGACUACAAACAGUUACAGUUUUCAAUGGAAACUACUCAAUUUAUGCAAAAUCGUGCCGUUGCUGAGCUAUCUAAAUGUCCAGAACGAAUGAAGCCCACUCAAUUUGUCGAAUUCGGUUCCUUUCGAUCAGGUCAUCGCCUGCAAUGGUGGAACCUUUUAGUAGUACUUGAAAUGGAUUCUUUGCCAAUUGCCGAAGAAAGCGUCGCAAUACUGAUAAUGCAUUCAAUUUUGCAAUAUGGACCUGUAGCAGUGGAUCGCAACAUUAUCGACAACUCUUGGUGUCCGGAAGCUCACGAACAAUUAUUGGACGAUCAUUUUAUCGAUGAAUUGAUUUCGAGAUUAGAUCGUCGUUUAGAUGACUGUGAGUUAAAUUGGCAAAAUGAAUUAGUUUUAGUAAUUAUUACGAUGAUUACUAUGAGAAUGUUAACUAUUUGUAAUUCAAGCAAACAAAAUAAAAUUGUUGAUUUAGCAAUAAAAUGUCGCAGAAUCGGUGAAAACUGGAUUGAUCUCAUUUCAAAAAGCAUUCAAACUGUAUCAUGUUCAGCCUUUAAUGAAAUAGAAAAACUCCGCCGGAAAAUUGUCAUUGUUGGAAUUUCAUGCAUUUUAACAUUUUCAAUUCAUUCCGAUCGAAUAGACUGUUUACUAUCAUCAAAUGAACACAUGUUAUCUCUACUGAAAGCGGCAACUACUAUUCACGACAAUAUUAUCUUGAACAAGAAUGCAUCUAAUAUGAGUAUAUUUGUGAGAAAUAUUAUGAGAUAUAGCGAACGCAUUUUAGUAAUGGUACAGCCAACAGUUGCUGAAUUUCUACAAAAAACUUCCUAUGAAAGUUUAAAUGAUUUUGCUGCCAUUUAUUGGGCUGUGAUUAGAACUAAAGGUGCUAUGAAAAGUAAAUGGAAAAAACGAACACUAGACUCCUAUGAUGGUUGGUACGAUUGCCAAUAUGAAUCAAGACACAUAUCAAUAGAUUGUAUCAGAGGAACAUUUUUAGUCGAUAACAUGGCUAUAGGUUUUUUACCUGAAAAAAUAACAACUGAUCCAUUAUUUGUGCGCGUAUUCGACAAUUAUAUUUUUGAAGUUCAAUCAGGUGAAUCUCCUCAAACUUAUAUCACCAAAUAUGCGUAUCACGAUGAUGGAAAAGUUCAUUAUGAAUUUUAUUUCAAUGAUAUAAAUAAAAGUUUGAUAAUUACUGAACGACAUAUUGAGGCGAACGAGAUUUUUCAAUUGAUCCCUCACGAUUGUUUCCUGGAUGAACUACCUGAUACUUUUGUCUCCAAGCACAGUCAUUGGAUGGACAUGAAAAAUGAAAAAAUGGAAUUUCGUCCUAUUCGUUUUCAAGAAACUGAUUUUUUAAAUAAUAAACCAUACAUAUUAUCAAUAAACACAGGGUAUAUCACUACUACUGUAGAUAAUGAUAAACAGACAUUAGUCAAUCAAUCAACAACAUUAUUUCAAAAUUUAUUUAGCCGAUACUUUACUCGUCUCGAUGACCAGCCAUAUAUUUAUAUGAUGGGCAAUGAUCUAUAUGAAGCUGAUAUAAUCAUUCAUAUCCAUGCAUCUCGUUUAGGUAUCGCUUUUGAAUAUAAUGCUACUACCAACAUAAUCAAAUCUCGUGAAUAUUCAGAUAUGUGUAUUGAUGAAGAUCAAUGGUUGGGAACAUUAACCAGUUUGACAUCUGGUCUUCUUCUAUCACCAUUGCCUGUCAAUAGGCAAAAGCUGGAUCAUUAUCCAUAUAAAAAAUUAAUUGUACCUUUCGGAAAAGUACACGCUAGAGAAAAUCCCGACAAUGGUCAUCAAAUUUCUACCAUAUAUCGAUCGUCGUCACUAUCGUUUUCUCAUCAAUAUUUUGUUUUCAUUCUGAAUGAUCGAUUAAAAAUACUUCAAUCAACAGAUAGCCCUACUGGUUGGCUUUAUCUAGCAUUGUUACAUGCAGUGACUUCUCAUCCUUUACCAGAUCACUAUACUGGAAUGACUGGAAUGGAACGAGCUUUUCAAUUAUUAAAUUCAGCUGGAUGUUGGUCGGAUCAACCAUUUGAUUCAACAUCUUUAGACAUUCUAGGUCAAAUCGCAUCCGUAUCUCCCCGGGUAAAUUAUUAUCCGGCAAGUCGACCUUAUAUGGAGCAUAUAGACUGGAAUUCAUCCGGUAUACCAUAUUCGAUGCAAAAUUUUGGCUAUUAUUUGAUAGCAAAAAAGUUAAUCGAUACUAGUCAAAAAUUGAAUUUUAUGUAUCCAUCGGUGAAGACAGGUGACAUACCUGAACUAUUCAACGGAGAGAUAUAUAAUGAAGCAUUAUUAAAAAAGUUAUAUUGGGACUAUCGAGAUUCGUAUAAUCCUUCAGCUAGAUUAUCGAUCGAGAUGGAAGAUGACAUUCUACGUAUUACUUCAACAACAGCAUAUUAUCAGACUGUACACAAUUGUUCGCUUGAUACGAACUAUAAUUUUGUUUGUCUUGUCAAUGAUCUAUAUAAGGAUGGAGAUGUAGAUCUCAGAGACUGUUCAAAACAUCAUUGGUUACCGUUGUCUCAAUGGUUGCCGGAUGCAAACAAAUUGAAAGAUACUUGGAUUGGUUUAUUAAAAAUGGCUGUUAGUACUAAAACAGAAGCAACUAAAAACAAUACCGAUGACAUUAAACGAUUUGAAACUUUACUAGACUUUCUUCAUUAUAUUGCUAAAAACUGUCAAAUCAAACCAUUUUAUUUGCAAAUGCUGAAAACGUCAUUACAAAUGUCUACUGCAUCGCUAAUAAAUCUUGCAUUUCCGCCGUUUAUUUCUUAUCAGAAGAUCGAAGAAUUUAUGUUUUUAAGGGAGCGCAUCAAUCUUCGCAACAAUCUUACGUUAAGUAAAAUGAAUCAAAUUUUAGCAGAAGUUGAAGCAUGUUGGUGGGGAAAUCGAGAAUAUACAACUUCUGAUGAAUUAAUUAGUUAUUAUGAAGUAGAUCAGAUCAACGCAUUAUUGAAAUUGUGGAGAUCGAACAAAACACUUCGAUCGUUUCUAGAGGCGGUUCAAAAUCAAAUUUGUUCUGUUCAAAUAGAACAGUUCACUACUAAAGUAUCUCUCUAUCCACAACAAUUUGAACGUGAACAAACCAAAGAUCAUUAUCAAAUUCGAAUGAAACCGACGGACAAAUCAAUCGAUACAAUACUUUUAACAAAGGCGGAGCAAAAAUUUCAUCAUUUCAAUUUAGGUUAUUUUAACAAACCAACUAAACCUAGCCAAAUCACUCAACGAAAAAAUACAUUUCCACAAGAAAUCUUUCCUGGUGUCACCAAUGAAGAUAAUUCUCUGAGAGAAAUUACUGACUAUUUUAAAAAUCAAUUAUUAGAAAGUUGGAAUAAGUUUCUUUCGGAUAAUCAAAAUGAGAAAGAAGACCCGACAACUGAAGAAAUCAUCACACUUCUAGAUUCGUUUCGACAAGAAUCUCGAACCUUAUGGAAUGAAUUAUUUAACUCAAUAAUAUUAUCGAAUGAACAACUAUUUGAAGCAGGCCUCCUCCUAAGAAUCACACCAACAACUCUCAUACCUUUACUGCAAGAAAAAUAUUCAUAUCUUAAAAAUUCUUUAUGCUUAGUAUUAACUAAAGAUCAAUGUACAUUACUCGGUGGUAUUAUUGUCAAUUGGACGUUAGAACAACAAAUGGAACGAACUUUACAUUUUGCUAUUCAUGGCAAAUGGGAAGAUUUCAAAAAAGAAAUUUCGCAUACGCCACAUUCCAAUUGGAAACCAUCGAAAUAUAUUUCUUGGCUUAUCUUAGAGUUAGAAAUGAAUAUUACUAUUCGCGAAAUUCAAAUUAGAGUAGCGUAUCAUAUGAUAGAACCAAAUAUGAGAGCCAAUAAUUCAACAGUACGAAAUAUCGUCAUGCAAAUGAAUAUGGGUGAAGGGAAAACAUCAGUUAUUUUACCAAUGUUAGCUGUUCAUUUAUCUUCAUCAAAUUCGAGUUUAUCGCGUAUUAUAGUACUUAAAUCAUUGUUUCCAACAAAUUAUCAAUCACUACGAUAUAAAUUAGGUGGCUUAAUUAAUCGACGUAUUUUUCCAUUUGCAUGUCGUCGUGAUAUGAACUUCAAGGAUCAACAAGUCAAUCAGAUUUUCGAACGUUUUACACACGGGUUACGUAACUGUGACGUUAUAUUAACUUCACCAGAAGAUAUUCUUUCGUUUGAUUUACUUACUAUCGAUAAAUGUCGAAGAAAUGAAUUUGCCGCCGGCCGUUCUAUGUUAAGCAUUCAGCGAUGGUCAAGAAAAUAUGUUCGUGAUAUUUUAGAUGAAUCUGAUGAAAUUCUGCAUGUUAAGUAUCAAUUAAUUUACACUGUCGAUGGCCAACAACAGGUUGAUGGAGGCGCAGAACGUUGGAAAACGAUUGAAGCAAUUCUUGAAUUAGUCAAAAAACAUGCUGGCGACAUUUCACAAUGUUUCAGCGAACAUAUCUAUUAUAAGUCAUCUGAACGAAAAGGUGCUUUUCCACAAUUUCGUUUACAAUCACAAGAACCAUUUCCAAUGUUCUGUGAAAAAAUUGCGAACGAUUGGAUUGAUAGUAGAAAUUAUUGUUAUAAAGAUAAACCAACCAUCUUAUCAUUUAUUUUAGAGACAAAUUCAUCAAUUGAAAAUCUUGCUGGUAAAUUUCCAGCUCUUGAUAUUCAAUUGUUCCUCAUUAUUCGUGGUUUACUAUCGUCAGAGGUUUUGUUAGUAGCGUUUAAAAAACGGUAUCGAGUUAAUUAUGGCGUCAAUCCGAAUCUUUCUUGCAAUCGUUUCAUGGCUGUGCCAUUUCGAGCCAAAGAUGUUGUUGCUGAUAGAACCGAAUUUGGUCAUCCAGAUAUUGCCUUAGUAUUAACACAUCUGUCAUAUUAUUAUUCGGGCUUGAGCGAUGUACAACUUUCUGAGUGUUUCAAACGUUUAAAUGAACAAGAAACUGACCCUGCAUCGAUCUAUGAUCAAUGGCUUUUAUAUGAAGGUGAAAAUAAUGUACCACAAAAUAUCAAACAAUGGAAUGGAGUUAAUUUACAAGAUUAUCAUCAACUCACUGUGUUCCUAUUUCCUACGUUUCGACAUAAUAUGAUGGUUAUCAAUUAUUUUCUAAAUCAUUUUGUAUUUCCUCGAGAGGCAAAACAAUUUCCAUUUAAAUUAGUUGCUUCCGCUUGGGAUUUAAGUUCAUCUUCACGGUCGAAAAUUAUCACUGGAUUCAGUGGAACGAAUGAUACACAAUUAUUGCUGCCUGUUGAUAUUCGUCAAUAUGAUCUACCAGAACUUCAAAAAACAGAUGCAAUUGUUGUUAAUAAUUUAUUACAAUCCGAAAAUGAAAACUAUCAGCCUAUAUUAAUAAAUGCCACAUCAGAAAAUAUUUUAAAGCAAAUUGUCAGCUACAAAGAUACUAUAAAUGUUAUUCUAGAUGUCGGAGCAUUAUUUAUCGACGGAACCAACCGAGAAAUUGCUCUCGAAUGGCUGAAACAAUCAGAUAAAAAUAAGAUUGAUUAUGUUGUAUAUUUUGAUACAGAUUCAAUUGUUGUUUGCGAUCGGCAACGUCAUGAUUAUCCAUUUGUAACAUCUCCAGCAAGUGAACGACUGAAUCGUUGCGUAUUUUAUCUAGAUGAAAUUCAUACGCGCGGAACUGAUUUUAAAUUUCCUAGAGGAUUUAAAGCCGCUUUAACAUUAGGAAAUGGUUUGACAAAGGACCGUUUUGUUCAAGCAUGUAUGAGAAUGAGAAAAUUAGGAAAUGGUCAUUCAUUGACAUUUUGGAGUCCACAUGAAGUUCACCAACAAAUUCAAAUAUUAAAAAAAAAGUCGUUUAUUACAAACAAAGCAGAAGGUGACAAUUGUUCAGUCAACCUGAUUGAUAUUCUUCGUUGGGUCUAUGAAAAUACUCAACAAUCAACAUGGGAUGGUUUACAUCAUUGGUCUUCACAAAGUUUAAAUUUUCAAAGAAAAAUCUCUGCUUUUCAGCGUAUUGAUUGGAAUGAUCAUCAACAGAAAUUUACGAAUAUAAUAAUGGAAGAUUUGUCUAAAGAAUGUUGUGAGCCUGAGAUAAUAGAACUGAUCAGUAUGUAUGGUGCUUCGAAAAAGUUGCAAACAUUAUUCGACAUUCAUCACAAUCGAUAUGAGCAUGAUCAUCAUCAUCAUCAUUUAUCGAAGGAAAUUAAAGACGCAGUAUUAAAACGACUAACAGAUUAUGGUGGAACAAAGCAACGUUUAUCACAAUUGUUAGACGAAGAACAACAGCGAGAACUAGAACAAGAAUUAGAAGAAGAACGUCAAUUAGAACGGCCACCACCUGUCGAACCAUGUGAACCAAUACUACACGAAGAAAUAAUGCGGCUGUGUGAUAUUCGUAGUAAUACGAUGAAUUUAAGCAAGCAUUCCAAUGUAUUUUGCCGUUUACCAUAUGCCUUCACUGACACCACAUUUUUCAAUGAUUGUCAAGCUAACAGUUGGCAAGACACCGUUUGGGUUUCCACUGAGUUUCAACGUGUAAUUGCAACGAAAGGAGAAUCAUUAAAUCCUUUUUUACGUCCUCCACGAUGGAUGAUGAUCUAUCGUAACCAACACUUGAUUUUUGUCAGUGCCUUUGAAGCCAAUUGUUUGAUUGGUCGUUUAAAUGCUCUGUAUCACAAGGGAGAAUUUAAAACUGUCUCAAUGACGACAUUGCGCUUGUUAUUGCCGCGUGUUAAACGAAUUCAAUCAAUUUUUGUUAAUACACCCACUCUUACAGUCCCACCAUUAAUUGGACUUCCCGCUAAUGCCACCUAUUUUUUCAUACCAUUCGACGUGUUGGCCCAAUUAUUCAUCUUUAAUGGUAAUCUUUAUUUUGAAAAUGUUGACGAACAAACAGCCUAUUGUCAAUGUUUAAGCUUAUGUCCAAAACUUCGAACGAAAGACGAAGAGGAAGCGUUUCAAAACGGCUGGAUUGCUGUUGAUGGCUUCGUUAGUAGCGCUGAAUAUUGUCAGCUUUUAAAAAUGAACAAAGUUCGAUUCCGUUGUAAUCUAUUAAAAUUUGUGAAGGAAAUACUUGAAAAUCGAAAUAAUUCACAUGCACCUGUGACAUCACAUGUUGGUAGCAUUAUUUUUAACUCAUUUAAACUGAUUUAA